AUGUUACUUGGAUUAGGAAUUAUUAUUUGUGGAUUGGGAUGUCUGAUGAUAUUAGAACGUCUCUUUCCCGAUCAACCAUUAGCAUAUGUACCAGGCUGGUGGAAACGUGUUUUACUCAUUAAUUUGUAUCAAUUAAUCGUAGUUGUUGUUGGUACUUAUACGUGGGAAAGAUGGUUACCAGAUGCACAUUUAUUUCAUUUACGUGAUUUUGUCUCACCUUUAAUGGGUGGUAUUAUUGCUUAUCUUAUUCAUACAUGGGUUUUUUAUUGGUUUCAUCGUGCACGACAUAAUGUUUACUUUUUAUGGCUUUGGUUUCAUCAAUUCCAUCAUAGUGCACAAAGAAUAGAAGCAAUAACAUCAUUUUACAAAGCACCUCAAGAAAUUCUUGUUGAUUCAAUUAUUAUGACAAUAUUACUUUAUCCAGUACUUGGUCUUUCGAAAGAAUCAAGUGUUUGGUUAGCAGGUUUUGCUGCUUUUGGUGAAUAUGUUUAUCAUAUGAAUAUUAAAACACCUCAAUGGAUUGGCUAUUUUUUUCAACGUCCAGAAGCUCAUCGAAUUCAUCAUUUACGUAAUAAACGUGAUCAUAGUAAAAACUAUGGUGAUCUACCAAUAUGGGAUAUUCUAGGUGGUACAUUUGAGAAUCCAGAAAGAAUGGAUAGACCAACAGGUUUUCCAGUUGAAGCAGAAGCUAGAGUAGUAGAAAUGAUUUGUGGUCGUGAUGUUCUUUUAGCAGCUAAACAUAAAACAAGACAUGCUUAUAUAGAACGAUACAAACUUACUACUAUUGCUGCUAUUUUAUGGAUUAUUCUUGGUCUAGGUCAAUCAAUUGGUUAUGUCUUUAAUAUGCCACAAAUACGUGGUCUUAGUUUUGCUACUG
Adineta steineri is the source of this 877-nucleotide messenger RNA. Lineage: Eukaryota; Metazoa; Rotifera; Eurotatoria; Adinetida; Adinetidae. The record is from the annotation of a GenBank genome assembly.